Cinara cedri is the source of this 348-nucleotide messenger RNA. The record is from the annotation of a GenBank genome assembly. Lineage: Eukaryota; Metazoa; Arthropoda; Insecta; Hemiptera; Aphididae.
AUGAAGUUAAUCAAUAAUAAAAUAAAUGGCAAUAUUCCUACUUCUGAUCAAAAAUAUGUAUUUGAUUUUGAACAAUAUUCUUGGGACCAACAACCAAAUACUUUAAAAUGUGAUUUAAUGAAGCAUGCAAGGAACAGAAUUGAAUGUGAACGACAAAAUAUAGAAAAAAAUAUUAAAUUAAAAGAAGCUAUUCAACAUGAACAAUUAAGGCUAACUUAUUUUUUGAAUUCAUUGAAACAAUUAAAAAUGGAAGUAAUGGACAAACUUAAAAUGGUACCGGAUUCAUAAACAAUCAUCUGGGUAAAUUUAUACUCAAAAUACAAUGUAUUAAAUACUUUUAUAAUUAAG